This is a messenger RNA of Trichophyton benhamiae CBS 112371, 162 nucleotides long. RefSeq lists its product as uncharacterized. The coding region runs from base 1 to 162 and encodes 53 amino acids. The record is from RefSeq and is a predicted model, not a curated record. NCBI's taxonomy places the organism in Eukaryota, Fungi, Ascomycota, Eurotiomycetes, Onygenales, Arthrodermataceae. The transcript has a single exon.
AUGCUUGCUGGCGCCAGUCUGGAUGGUGAGAGAGCUGAAGACCUGAAGAAGAGAGAAGAAGAAGAAGAAGAAGAAGAAGCAGGAGAGGCAGAAGAAAAGGAGGAGGAGGAGGAGGUGAAGCGGGACAAGCAAGCGACGCAGGAGUUGCGGCCAGACGAGUAA